Messenger RNA from Dendroctonus ponderosae (mountain pine beetle), 2477 nucleotides. RefSeq names its product serine-rich adhesin for platelets. The transcript is spliced from 4 exons. Bases 120 to 2402 code for a protein of 760 amino acids. The record is from RefSeq and is a predicted model, not a curated record. NCBI's taxonomy places the organism in Eukaryota, Metazoa, Arthropoda, Insecta, Coleoptera, Curculionidae.
CACCCGAUUUAAUAGAGAUUUUAUUUCGCUAUUAUCUUUUGAUUGCAUCAAUGUUGAAAAUACAUAAGUGUAUAACAAAGUCAACUGCUGAUGCUCGUAGUCCUUAAGGAGUGUUUAAGAUGGGAGCGAGCAUGAUACUUUUCUUGUUUAUGAUGCUUUUAGUACAACAGUGUUUCGCAGUUAGUUGCAGGACAUGCGAAGGUCAAGAAUGUUUGAAGAAAGAUGUCGACUAUAGAAUGUGCACUAAAUUGUCUUCGAUUGUUCCUCCAGAAGCUUAUUUGAUGUUACCUCAAAUCAAAGAAAAUGUCCAAUACGGAUGCUUAAAAUUGGAAUAUCCAUAUGGAGAAGCAGGAUCGUUAUUUCUGGUCGAGAAAUGUAUUAUCAUGCAGGACAUACAUUCGGUUUGCCAAAAUAUAGCUAAACGUAUUCCUUAUGCUUCUUGUUUUGUUCAAUUGGCAAGCGAUGCCGACGUAAUUUCACAAAACAAUUAUGCCAAUCAACAUGAAACUCAGGGACUAGUCGCCAAUGAAAUAUUUGGGUCUCGUAUAAGUUUGUCAACGGAAGAAACCGAAGAACAAUUCAGAGCUUCCGAAACUCAAAAUUUUGAACCAGAUAUGAAUAGUAGUACAGAUGAAGAUUCAGCACCAUUGGGCCUAACCCUUUCAAGUGAUUCUUUUAAUGCACAUCGGAAUGAUGAUGAGGAAGAUGUCGCGCGAGAGAGUCAUGAUCUUGAUAAUGUAUCAACUCUGAUGACAAUAACUAACGUGCCACUAGAAGAGUCUGAAAGAGAAUUAAAUAGCUUUGAGACAAAAGAAUCCUACGCGGCAACAGAUGGUUAUAGUUCCCAAAAAGAAUCUUCGACCGGAGGCGAUAUUACAACCGUCAAAUCAUCAAUUGUUUCAGCAGAUGAACUUGCUACCACUCUGGAUAUUUUUAGUAAUGACUUUGAUAAACAAUCAAUGUCUAGUUCGAUUACCAACUUGCCAGCAGAUAAUGCUGAAAUUGAAUCAUCAGCUGAGGAUGUAAUUUUAAACGUUCAACCUUCGGACGAAUCAUUGAAUAACAACUACGGCAACGAGCUUUCCACACAAGAAAAUUACGAAGUUACUCAACCAGAGCACGAUAAUCUGGACAACCAAUCGACUGUAAUGGCGAUAACAACGUUGCAAGCGGAAAAAGAAUCAAAUACCUUUUGGAAUGGAGGAUCUGAUGAAGCUACGGAUAACUUCAGAGCUGAAACUGAAACAUCGACUGAAGUCAAUAUUUUAACAUCUGAAUCGUCUGAUGAAUCAACCAAUCGUUACCAUGAUGCGCAUAGUACCGAUAUUGGGAAACAAUCAACUUUAGUGACGGUUAUAAAUUCUCCAACAGAUAAAACUGCAGCAGAAUUAAAUAAUCUUGAAACUGAUAAUGAAGAUGCAUCUACCGAUAGUUAUAUAUCUGAAUUAGAAUCAUCAACUCGUAGUGCUAUUUUAACCGAUCAACCGUCAGACGAAUCAAUGGAUAUUAAUGAAAAUUUUUACGAUGAGCUUACGACACAAGAACUGAUUGGUACAGGCGACGAAAGUAAUACCAUUCAUACGGUACCUACUUUGACUCAAAUUACAAGUUUUCCAAUGCAAACGGAAAAAGAACCAUUAUACUUCAAUACUGAGACAUCUGACAGUCCUAAAACUGAAUCAUCAACUUCUAUAGCGGAUAUAGAAUCAAUUACAUAUGACCAUCAAGUAACCGAUAAUCAGUAUAAUGACCUUAAUACGAAUACUGAACGUAGUUUGGAAACUAUAACCGAUACUUAUGCUAGCAAAACCUUCUCAUCUACUGUUAUUAUGGAGACAACAUCAUCAAUACAAACAACAGUGAGCAGUAGUUCAACUAUUGGUGGAACAUCAGAGCAAGAAAUAAUUGAUCAUGGCGUGCAUCAAAAUGGUAGUACCGAAGGCAAUCCUGAUUUUGUUUUAUCCACUGAUGAUGCUAAUUCAUCUAUCAAAACAUCGCAAUCGCCUACCGGAACGUCUACGCCCCACGAGAGUGAGUUAUACACGAAUCCCACUGAUAAUAUCGCGGUCGAAGAUGGCAAUGCUACAAAAGUUUUAUCAACAUCAACAUCAACUGUGGACUCUAUCGGUACCACGAAAGAAAACAAAAAUUGCAACGAAGAUGCACCUGGACCUUGUUUUACAGACGCAACAUCGACUAGGCUACCUUCAGAGUCAGAUUCCACUAAUUCAACUACAGAUAGAUCAACUGGCAAGGAUGAUGACCAAGUAACCACGUCGGAGACUGCAGAACUAACAGAAACACCGACUAUGUUUGAGUCUCAAAAUGCCUCAAAUCAGUGUUUUCUAUAUUCACCUAUCCUUUGCUCGAUUUUAUUUAUUAUCAAUAAAAUUAUUAACUGAAACCAAAGGUUUCAUGUGCUUUACAAUGUUAGGGUGUUUCUGUUAUAUGGACAAUAAAAUGAUUCGUUAAGCUGG